Messenger RNA from Oxyura jamaicensis (ruddy duck), 12549 nucleotides. RefSeq names its product PDZ domain containing 2 (gene PDZD2). The coding region runs from base 389 to 8428 and encodes 2679 amino acids. The record is from RefSeq and is a predicted model, not a curated record. The transcript has 25 exons. Lineage: Eukaryota; Metazoa; Chordata; Aves; Anseriformes; Anatidae. Gene Ontology annotation, molecular function: protein binding.
AGCGGCGAGCAAGGCGGCGAGGGAGCGGCUGCACCCGGGGGCGGGCGGGUGUCGCCCCCCCACCCCUCCCUCCGCGGCCCCUCCGAGGACGAGCUGCUGCGGUGACUGUGGUGGGAAGGAGAUGUUGUUCCUGGUGGAGUAGAGACCCCAACAGCAAGGUGUAGACAGACACAAGAUCCCCAGCGCUUCAUCCACAGACCCCUCUGUGGGGCCAGCAGCGGCAUAGCCGCAUGAAACCUCCUGCCUUGGGCUUGUGGUCAAACAGAACCCCAGAACUGACCCUGUGAGAUUACAUGGGGCUUGCUUUGGGCAUCCACCACCGCUCCAGCAUGGCCCCAGGAGGCCUAACGGGCCGCGGUGGGCGGCCGAGCCACGGUCUGGGGAGCCAAUGAGGGGAUGCCCGGGGACGGCGAUGCCCAUCACGCAGGACAACGCGGGGGUCUUCCUCCCCCUGCUGUGGCAGUGGCUGCAGAACAGCCGGCGGGAGGGGGCCGAGGGGGCCGAGCAGAGGCUGUGCCGUGCGGCCGUCCAGAAGCUGAGCGAGUACAUCCAGCUCAACUUCUCGGUGGACGAGAGCAAACUGCAGGCGACGGACAGCGUGACUUCGGAUAUGGAGAUCUGCACUGUCUACCUGGCCCAGGAGAUGCGGAAAACUGAGGUUCUGGGUUUGAGCUUUGGGAACAUCCCAGCCCUGGGGGACUAUGGAGAGAAGCGGCGGGGAGGAAAGAAGAGAAAGGGUCAUAAGGGGCCAGUGCUUGAUGUUGGGUGCAUCUGGGUGACAGACUUGAAGAAAAACAGCCCGGCUGGGAAGUGUGGGAGGCUGCGCCUGAAGGACGAGAUCCUCUCCUUGAAUGGGCAGUUGAUGGUCGGCGUGGAUGUCACUGGUGCAAGUUACCUGGCCGAGCAGUGCUGGAAUGGCGGCUUCGUCUACCUGAUCAUGUUGCGCCGCAUCAAGCGCAAAGCCCCUCUUCCUCCCUCCAACGGCAACAACAGCAACAGCUGCGACCCCAAAGCCAAGCCCAGCCCCGAACCCGCUGACAGAGCCGCUCAAAAUGGGAAAAGGACCAGGAAGUUUGGGGUCAUCACCAGGACGCCGGGUGGCAAGGACAGCAAAGAAAAGCCAGGCACAGAGCACGGGAACGGGCACUGCACCCCGAUGGAGGUGGAGGUUGCUCAGCCAGAGACCUCGGAAGCAGAAGGCCACGUGGAGGAGCUGUUCCGUGGCACGGGGGGACAGUGCCGGUCCCGGCUGUCGGAUGGUGGCGUGCCGGACAUUGGUGACCAGCCUGCCCAGCGAGAAGGUUGCCGCAUAUGGAAGAUGCACAUCCUGAAGGGGACCGACGGGCUGGGGAUCCAGAUAACGGGAGGCAGAGGGUCGAAGCGGUCCCCUCACAGCAUCAUCGUCACCCACGUGGAGGAAGGCGGCUCGGCACACAGGGACGGCAGGCUGACGGUGGGCGAUGAGCUCCUGAUGAUCAAUGGGCAGUCGCUGGUGGGGCUGUCCCACCAGGAUGCUGUGGCUCUCCUUCGCUCAGCUGCUGGCCUGGUCCAGCUGGUGGUUGCUAGCAAGGAAUCUGCCGAAGGGGAUUUUCUGAAGUACCCAUCUACCAGUUUGCCAGACUUGCUUAGCACUUGCUCAGUCCAAGACUCUGUCUCUUGCACUGACAAUAAAGAAAACGAAGAGCCAGAAGAAGAUGAUGUGAAGGGAGUGAAUGUGUCUCCUGAAUCACUGGUUGCUGUGAUGGAAACUGAGAAGUCUCAAGACCCAGCUUCUGCAGAAGCGUCCAAAGGAAACAACCAGAGUCCGACUCUGGGAAGUGGCAUACUGAAAUACAGAAGUCGAUCCCAAGGUGCCGGCUCCCGCUUAGAGUCCGUGGGGGAAGACGAUGAGCUGAUGGUGGAAAAUGGUGAAUCGAGCUAUGAGAUAGCAGUGAAAUACUCCCGGGGUGGGAGAAAGCACUCUCUGCCACAGCAGCUGGAGUCAGCAGGAGCUAGGCAGGACUACCACAUCGUGAAGAAAUCCACCCGUUCCUUCAGUGCCGCCCAGGUGGAAUCUCCAUGGAGACUGACCCAGCCGUCCAUCAUCUCCAACAUUGUCCUGAUGAAAGGGCAAGGCAAGGGUCUUGGAUUCAGCAUUGUGGGAGGUCAGGAUUCUGCUCGUGGACGCAUGGGGAUUUUUGUGAAGACCAUAUUCCCAAAUGGAGCGGCGGCUGCUGAUGGCAGGCUUAAAGAAGGGGAUGAAAUCCUAGAAGUUAAUGGAGAGUCUCUACAAGGGCUGACCCAUCAAGAGGCCAUUCAGAGGUUUAAGCAACUCAAGAAAGGCGUGGUGACCCUGACCGUGCGCACACGCCUGCGCAGCCCAAGCCUCACACCCUGCGCAACUCCCACCUUGCUGAGCCGCUCCAGCUCCCCCAGCUCCAGUGCCAGCGGUGGCACGCCGGUCCCUGGCCCCGACGAGACGGAUGGUUCCUCCUCCAGCCGCAAAGGCCCCGGCCCAAAGGACAGGAUAGUCAUGGAUGUGACGCUCAAUAAAGAGCCAGGGGUUGGACUUGGCAUUGGUGCCUGUUGUCUUACUCUGGAAAACAGUUCUCCGGGGAUAUACAUUCACAGCCUGGCCCCAGGAUCAGUCGCUAAAAUGGAUGGCAGAUUAAGUCGGGGCGAUCAGAUCCUGGAGGCAGAUUCGGUCAGCCUGCGUCACGCGGCAUUAAGCGAAGCCUACGCCAUUCUGAGCGAAUGUGGUCCAGGUCCGGUUAGCCUUAUCAUUAGUCGGCAUCCUAACCCUAAGGUUUCUGAGCAGGAGAUGGAUGAAGCAAUUGCACGCACUACUCACCGAGAGAGCAAGGACACAAGCUCCUCUCAUGUCACAGGAGCUGUACAAAAAAGCCCAUCUCCUGGUGUGAAGGCCAAACAAGGAGAGACCUCAUCUCCCCUCAGCUGGACGAUGAAACGCUUCCUGGAGCCAGCAAGCCGGCAGGGAUCUGUCAGCUCCGAGGCAGAGCUUUCCCAGUACUUCUCACAUGAUGGUACGAGCCAGAUCCCAUUCUCUGAUGCUGUGACUGGCUCCUGUGAUGAAGAGCAACUCCGUCAGAAGAACAGGAACAGUUUGCUGGACGAUGGAUCUAUUCUUCCUGGUAACCUGACUACUAGAGAAGCAGGACUAGCAAAAGCAAAUGGUCUGUCUUCUCCAACCAGUGGGAGAUCAUCUGGUCCUCACAACAAGCAUGUGGAGUCUGUCCGACCUGGCAUCCUUAGCGAUAGCCCCAAAUCUUCCCGCAGUCCCUUUCAUCGACAGAGGAGGGUUGUUUUCUAUGAUGGUGAUGCUAGUGAUGAUGAUGAAAGUUCCCAUAUACAAAGAAGCCAGAGGGUCAAGAGCCAGGAGGAUGCUGGCAUCGUCAUUACAACAUCAUCUGUAGAAAUUGAUGAUGAGAGCCAGGACAGUGAGUCACCUAAAUACACUGGCACAGAGACAUCUUCCCCUGUUUUCAGCAACUGCAUGGAGUCUGCAAACAACACACCAGAGCAAAUUGACUCUCCUUUCUUCCCCAUCAUAGCAUUUGACUACUCAAGUGUGCCUGAAGUUCGUCUCAGCAGCCUGAGUUUGAGGGAGCUCCGGGAAGCACAGCUGGAAUCUAAGAGAUCACCAAAACUGGAGCAUAGAGCAGUCACGAGAGUGAAAAGCAUGAUGAGCACCGAGUGCCGAAGCCUUCAGAGACAGAGGGUGGAGGAGCACGGCUCUUACAACAAGCCAGUUGCAAGGAUGCUCCCUCACAGCAAGAAGUGUGAAGCAUCUGAUGGGACGGGCCAGUGCCAGGGUGAAGUUGUCACUCUGGUUCGCAAUGAGCAUGAGUCUUUUGGCCUGGAUUUGGAAAUCCAAGCCGUGCCCUUAAAAGUUGUUGUCACAGGGCUGCGGCCAGGUGGAGCAGCAGAAAGGGGAUCCAUGGGCAAGAUGGCUGUAGGAGAUGAGAUUACCACCAUCAACAGUAUCCCAGUCAGUAAGAUGACGUACGAGGAGAUCUGCUUGCUUAUGCAAUGUCUUCCCACAUCUGUAACCCUGGAGAUCCAGAAAACAGCAGCAGCUGUCAGCAGAUUUACAAACCUCAUCCUGUCUCCAGCACUAGACAGUCAAAAUCAAGCUGAUGUCAACAGCAUCCUCCCGGUUGAGGAAGAACCGAGCGCUGGGAAGCGAGAAGGAGCAGGACUGCAAAACGCUGGCUGUGCGAUGGAGAGAGCAACACUGCCACCUGAUGCCACAAGCAAAGAUGUGCAGCGAGGUACCGUGAGGAGCAGCCGUGCCGAGGACAGCGCUGCCAUCCCUGUCACCGAUAUCGAUGACUUGCUCAGCCAGAUGGGUGCUCCUGAGACCAGGCGCACCCCAACGCGAGCAGAAAGCCCGCUCCGAGAGGAGUACACCACAAUGUGCUGCUGCGGGACCGACGAAGGCUGUCCCAGUUCUGAGCCAAGUCCAGCAAAGGAGGAGCUGCUGGAAAAAACUAUGAAUUGUGCAGCUAAUGCACAAGGGGUUUUGGGGCUGUCUGUGUUGGACUCUAUUAACACAGGCAAACUUUUUACUGUGAAUAAAAACUCUUUAAAUAACUACUCUAGGAAUUUUAGCAGUUUAAGUGAGGAUGAGUUGCCUGCAGCAAACUGUCUGAAUGGUAACAGAAGUGACCCGUUUCCAAAGUCUAUGUAUGGGGCUGCAGAAGAUUCUCACUCGGACACAGAGUCUGUCACAGAAAUAUUUGAGAGUACUGGUGAUCUGUUGCUUGGGCCUUGUGCUGCUGCUAAUGUCCCUGCUGUCUGUCCUGUAUUAGAGUCAGACGAGGAGCAAAUUGAAAUUUGUUGCGUGAAUGAUGAGCCACAAAAGCCUGCUCAAGAGGAGCAUCUCAUGGCUGUGACGAGCUCAUCCUCUCUGUCCCCACAGCACCCUCAUGGCAGAAAAGUUUUGCAAACUGAAGGCUGUGCAAUGUGUGGGUCACUGGAGACAAGCAUCAACAAACUGGGCUUGGAAGAUUGCAGUGGUCCCACCUGGUGUCCUUCACAGUGUUCAGAAGUCUCUUCUGCUUCCCUGUGUUCUUCAUCCUCUGUCUUCCUGCCAGAAAAAGACAUCUUAAGGAAUUCAGAUGAUAUCCCUAAAGUUUACUCUUUCCAUAACAAUGGUGCCUUAAGUACAGAAGAACAGACAGGUUUGGGGAACAAUAAUGAAAAUAUAAAAUGCUGUGAAUCUGUUGAAGAGGAAGGGUCUCUGCACUGCAAAAAGAUAAGCUUUUCCUCUGCUAGAAAUGUCAAUGGCUUGGAGAACAACUUGCCUGAGAAAGAAGGAUGUCAUGAUGAACAGAGAUCCAAAUCUGAAAGUGAAACGGUGGUUGAUGACUGUAAUCACACUGUUACCUAUUGCUUAGCAAAGAAAGAAACCAACUGUUUGUCCAACUUGUCUAAAACAGACAGUAAUCACCUGAACGCAUCAUCACCAAGAGCAAUAUCACUCAGGUCUCCCUUUCCCACUAGAUCUAAAGAUCCAAAGGCUAAUGGAAUUCAUGACUUGCCAGGGAAAAAUGAAAAAAAUAGCUCUGUGACUUGUGGAAGAACUUCAAAUGGCAAAGUCCAAAGCUCAGGCACAAAUCACUGCAAAGGAGCUGCAGUACCGCACAGCCCAUCGUCACAGAAAAAAUCCUGUCAGGAGUCUAAGGGAAUAGCACAAAAAAGUAUAAUGGAAACCCUUUUAAAUAGCCAGAAGGCCAAAGGAGGACCAAAGCUAAAAGGGUUCACUAUCAAAAGCAAAGCAAAGACAAAUUCAGAUUCUUCUGGCAUUAAUCCUACCAAAGUUGGUGGGGCUGAUCAGAAAAGGGCUUUGGUUUCUCCACAGUUGUCCCCCAAACUCCUGGGGAAGAAAGCACCCUUGUCCCGUAACUCACCUACAAACCCAGAAGCUGGAAAGAGCAUUUCAGCAGCCUCAAGGACUCUGAAAUCAGAGCUAGAAAAUAAACCAUCUCUGGUCAUUUCUGAAGAUUCUCUUCUGCCUCUCCAAAAUGGCACCAGCAGCCUAACAGCAAGCAGUGAAAUGAAAUGUGGUAGCUGUGGGGAGCUAACACACCUGCAGCAGGCAUGGGGAAAGCCAAAAGAAAAACAAGUUUCCAUGCAGUCUGCAGUGUGUCAGGGUAAGAGUGUUAAGGUGGAUGAUUUCAGAGCCGGAGACAGUCAGUCCAAAGCCCCUUUAUCCCCUCAGGAUACAACAAAAGUCGAAUACAUGAAAGGGAGAACUGAGAACCCUGGAGUGGGCCUGAACACAAUCAAGAGCGUCUAUAGUGCAGAUGAUGUUAGGCAAUUAGAUCUGCAAAACAUAGGGGCAUCUGCUGGAGGCCCCUCUUCGUUGAGGUACCCUGCAGUUCAGCUGGAGCAGCCAGAAGGGCAGGAGAUUCAGCGCACUUUCAUUGAGGUGAAGCUUUCCUCCUCCUCCUCUUCCUCCUCCUCUUCUGCCUCUUCCUCACCGGCACCAUUUCUGCAGCUGCCAUUGCUAGAAAAAAAUGAAGAGGUGAAUGCAGAGGUGCAUCAGCUAACUGAUGAGAUGGGGACCACACAGUAUUUCUCAAAAGUGGAUGUUGCCAGAGAUCGAAAUCUCUAUGGCUUGUCAAAACCUGUGACGAGGACUUACUCGAUGCCAGCCCAGUUAUCAGGUCACUUGAGGGAGGACUGCCAUGCUGCAGAGAUUCAUCCUGUGCAGGGUUCCCAGGGCCAUGCUACAGAGGAGAAAUACCCCCAGGCAGUGACGAGUACAUUAAAGAUGGUCCAUCUAAACCUGCCGAAUGGCCAAACCGGGAAGGAGCAGGCAUACACCUCCAAAAGCACACAGAGGGUGCAUGACACAUCCCCCUCAGCCAGUGACAGUACCUACCCUGCCACCGAUAAGCUGAGGAGUUUCAGGAGGAAUUACUACUACUAUGAGCUAAACUGGCCACAUGAACCUACCUCAUCCUUCUCUGUCAAACAAAGGAUCAAAUCCUUCGAAAACCUGGCAAAUUUUGACCGGCCUGUCGUGAAGGCCAUCGAUAUACACUCGUCCGUGAGGUCUCCCUUCGGCAGGAGGUCGUGUGGUGGGAUGGCCACUGCAGCCAGCCCCACAGACACGCCACGGGCUUUACGGCGCAGCUUGAGCUCCUAUGGCAGCAGUCCGAGUCCAGCUGACACUAUGACCAAGUCUUCCACGAGCACAGAGUCUACAUGUGCUGUGGAGGGCAGUGUAGGGGAAGGAAAGUCCCAAAGGAGCGAGGAGAGCAGUGCGAGGGUGGACUCAGCCGCCUUUCCACCUGCAGCCUCGCAGGUGCGACGCAGUCGAGGCCUGGGGCGGCCACCACUGUCCCGCUCCAGGCUCCGGGAACUGAGGGCCCUCAGCAUGCCUGACCUGGAUAAGCUGUGUGGCGAGGGCUUCUCGGGGCCGCCACAGCCUGUGUGCUUCAAGACAGAGCUGGAAAUCACACCCCGGAGAGCCCUCGGCUUGCCCAGCCGGAGUGACAUGGCUGGGAUGUGUGCCAGCAGCCCUCGGGACAGCAGCUCGGGGACACCAGGGUCUGCCUCAGAUGACGAUGCACCCUGUGCUGGCUCUCUGGGUGGGGAGCACUCGGAAAACAGCUGGUCCCUCAGCUUGGAUCAGCUGCUCGUCUCAAACUUGGACCAGCAAAAAUUGCAAGCGGCUUUAUCAGCUGUAGUACCAAAAUGUGACAUUGCCACUAUGCUUCAAGAUGUCAAGGCACAAGUAAAGAGCAAAGAAGAUGCAUACUUUGUAGUCCUGCGCAAAGAAGAAGGAGCUGGCCUGGGAUUUAGUGUUGCUGGAGGAAUAGAUCUGGAACAGAAAUCGGUCACAGUCCACAGAGUGUUUUCCAAAGGAGUGGCAUCUCAGGAAGGGACUAUUCAUCGAGGAGAUCUUGUUCUGUCCAUCAACGGCAAGUCUCUUGCAAGCUCAGUCCAUGGGGAUGUCCUGAAUGCUCUCCAUCAGGCAAGACUACACAAAUAUGCGGUCAUUGUUAUCCAGAAGGAAAAAGACAAAGCAAACAAUUCCUCCAGACUUGAGAUAUCAGCUACUGGCAGAAAAUGUGUGGGGUCUGGAAAUAAUGUUUCCAUGGAAAUAGGAACAGAUCCAAACCUGGACAUGAAUGAUGUCAUCUGUGUUGAAUUACUGAAAACCUCUGCUGGCUUGGGAUUCAGUCUUGAUGGUGGAAAAGCUUCCAUUGCUGGAGACAGGCCCUUGCUUGUAAAAAGAAUAUUUAAAGGUGGUGCUGCAGAGCAAGCUGGAAACAUAGAAUCUGGAGAUGAAAUUCUUGCUGUUAGUGGAAAAUCAUUACUUGGCCUCAUGCAUUACGAUGCCUGGAACAUUAUUAAAUCCGUGCCAGAGGGCCCUGUUCAGUUACUAAUCAGAAAACCCAGGACUUCAGUGUGAUGGGAGCGCUACAUCUAUUCACACUUGCUAAGACAAAAACUUUUAAAACUGGCUGGAAGCUGUCCUUGUUUCUAAUGCCACACAGAAGUGUCUUAAUGCUUUACAGAGAGGUGCUAAGAGCCUUGGAGAACCACUGAGCAAAUGAGUGUGAUGAAUGUCAUAAAAUCUCGCCUAGUUACUGAGGAUGAAGGAAACCAAAUGCUAGAGACAUUUUUGUAUUAUGUGGCAGUUUUAAUGGAACUUCAAGACCUUAACGGGUUUGGUUUAAAGUAUUUUGACUGAGAUAAAUAACACUGUGCCUGUCCCUGAUAUUUUUAGUACCUGCAGGGCAUCAGGAGUACAACUUGUCAUUAGCCAUCCUGUUGACAAGGGUGGGUAUUUAGACUGUACUGUAUCGCUUAGCUAUAACUUGACUUCAGGACUCUUACUUCGGGUCUGGUCCUUAUUUGUUAUAAUAAGAGAAUGUCUGGAACAAUCUCACUCUAUUCUUCUAAGUGCAGUUUUGCUAAAAAUGCAUGACAAAAGAGAAGUAUAAUUUUGCACAACUUUUAUGCCUAAAACACGAGCAUUUUAUUGCAAAGGUGAAAAAUCCUCUUAAAACUGAUGAACUAACUCAGCGUCCACCACAACUGAAUCUGCUGUUAGUGGCAACUGGUAUCGCAAAGCACUUGGCAAUAAUACAGUUGAAAUUUGUGAGCAAGAAAAUCAAGUCCAAAUAUUAGGUGAUUGUUCACCAAGGUGUAGACUGAGUUGCUAGUUGUGGGGAGCGAUAAAAUUUGGGGUCUGAAUUUUCAAAUUUAGGCUUCUAACAUUAGACACCUUUAAAUAUAUAUUUAUAUUUAAAUAUAUCUGUGUGUAUAUUUAUAUAUAUGUAUAUAUUUAAAAGAGGAGCAAUUUCAAGUGCUGAGUACUUGCAAAUCCCACAGACUUCAGCAAUCGCUAAGUACGUCUGAAAGCCAGGCUGCUUUUAUUUGGCUACAAGAGGUUGACUCAAGCUGGAAAGUGGUGGUCUAAGGAUGUGGUUUUUAACAGAUAAAAUCUGAAUUGGCUGUAUUUGUGGUGACUUUUAGUUGUUCUUUUUUAAUAUUUUUUUUCCUUUCCUGUCCAGUAUUUAUUUUGGCUUGUGUGGGAGUGGGUGAGUAUGUGUGCGCAAGGUGUAAGUCUGCCCGGCUGUGUCAGGAACGGACUGAUGCUGAGGGUUUUGAAUGGUGAAAUUGAAAACUGUUUGCAUAGCUGGGAGAAGCCAUGGUGUAGAUAGAGCAAAACUGUAAGAGUUGCAAUGCUGCAGGCAUUUAGUUUGGAUUUUCUGAGCUCUACCCCUGGCAGAGGUAUCAGCAGCGGGCCAUGCUGCCCGGUGUUAUUUAUAGUGUGCUCUAUAGGGAGGAGAAUGUAUGGGUACGAACGAUUAGACUCUGCUAUUUCUCUUCCUACAUCUGGGAUGGCUAAACAACAUAAAAGAGAUACAGGAGGAAAUGGGCCAGCAUCCUUAUCAGCUGAGAACAAGUUGUUUGUUCCAGAGUGCUCAGGUUGUUUGUCACAUUAGGCUGGAGACCCACUCACAGCCAACAUGCCCGGGGUGAAGAGCUCUCAGCCUGGAGCUGGUCCAAAUCUGAAGUUUAUAGUAAGGCAAGACACCGCAUAGCUGUUACAAAAAGUUCUGGGCUUGUCAUUUGGCCCUAUCCCAAGAUCAUGCUAUCGUUCAGUUUGCUUAUCUUUAUUCAACAGUGCUUAGAGCAAUUGCUUCCGGGAUGGUGGGCUCUCGGUUUGGUUCAUUUUGGUGACAGCUUCAUGAGUCUGCAGCUCAUGAUACACAGAAAAAAAUUUGGUUCUGUGAGACAACCAGAGACCAAGCAAGCAGUAAAGCUGUGCAAUGUUUGCCUAUAAAUAAAUAGAGUUAAUUCUUUUUCAGUGACAUGCACUCGCACGAAAAUCCAGGGAGAGAUGCAACUUUUUGGUUACAAAAAAGGCAAUACUGUACAUAUUCCUACAGCCGCUUUGCCUGCAGGAUAUGUGUUUAAGCUAAUUCAGGUUCAGUGCUGUGAAACGGCUGUGGAAUUGGGUCCCCUGUGACCCCAAAGCUCAGCCGCUACGUUGGGACCGUUUCUCAACUUUGGUCACCUCAGUUGUGGGUAGGUUUCAGGAAGAUGCAGCACGUUGGGUCAGAGGACCUUAUGGGGAUAAAAAAGUUAGCUUUGAUUUUUUGCUGAAAAACAGCAGACAUUUGGCAAUGAAAUGGCUAGGCCUUGUUCAGGAGCGACCAAAUUCUGAUUGUAAUAGCGUGUAUAAUAGAUACAUAAAAUGCAUGUGGAAUUUAAUGCAGUGUAGUAAAUGCAUUCCUGUAUAUGUAUAAUACGUACAAGUGCAGUACUGACUUUUCGCUAUUUUAAUGUGGUAAAUCACAAAUAUGUUUUAGGAAAUUGUGGUUUUUGUUUUUGUUUUGUUUUGUUUUGUUUUGUUUUUUUUCAGUACACAGUUGAAAAUUUUUGAGGUUCCAAUGCCGGGAGGACAUAUAGCUCCCUCCUUAACCGGUGUGAGCUCUAAGAUCAAGUCCUCAUUUUGUAAAUCAAACUUAAUUUGAGGUGUCUUAAAAUGAUAGGUGGUGAGUAUUUUCACACUUAUUUGCAGAUACUGUUCAUUGUGAGUGGUAUAGAAGGCUUUUAUUUUUCAGUACUUGAAUACUGUUCAGUAUUUUACUUUACAUGCACGUAGAUAUGUGUUGGAUAAGUAACAGCAAAGAGAGCCAGGGAGUUCUGUGUGUUUCAGUAGUGGCGAUAACGUAAAAGAUAGGUUUAAUGUUUUAAGUCUGAUACUUAAUAUGGGUAGAAUGAUAUGCUUCUCUACUACCUUUACAGCAAGAAAAAGAAUAGUAUUUAACCCUGAUUGUUCCUGUUCUGGAAAAUACUAUUUUAUUUUAUUUUUGGUGAAGGAACAGGAAACAUCUUUACUGAUGCUACCAGUGUUGAUCUGAUUACAGUAGCAAUUCCUGAUGUCUCUAUUGGGGUGACACUCCCAAAAAAAGUCCCACCAUGUAUGUAAUGGGGAUCCACUUUAUUACAAAAAGGAUAGAUAGAGCAAACAGAUGUAAUGAACCUUCUGUUACACACCUAGCAAAGUAACGGUUACUUUUCUGAGAGCCUGGUUACAUCAAAAUGACGAAGUUGCAUUAGUUCAUCAGUAUUCAGUAAGUUCAUGAGCAUUUUUGGCCUUGCUGUUUGCAUGCCAGUCCCCACAGUAAUUCUUUUCCACGCAGGAGGGUUGGCAGGAGAGCCGUGACUCUCCAAAGACUCAUAGCUGCAAUUUGAAAGACCAAAAUCAGGAUGAAAAUAUGCACUUGGUCCAAAACUCUUCAUCCGGGACCUGAAGGCAUGCCAGACAAGGUGAAUUUGUUCCUAGAUAGAGCAGGUCUGGUCUGGUCUGGCUUUGCUGCUUCCUAGGCUUGGGGCACAUCCUGGACAGGAUAUGAGAGUAGGCUCCGGUGUGAUUCCACAAUUAAAUAUUCUGCAGCCUUUUGUGCCUGGAAGCUCUUCACAGCUUCUUUGGGGACUGCAUCUGUGUUCAGAAAAAAAAAUAAAACAAAACUGUGAGGUUAGGCCUAAAUUAGGGAGGGAGCAAUAUCUGAUCAUUUUCUUGCUAAAAAAUAAAAUAAUAAUAAUGAGGGCAGAUAAGUAUUAAGAAACUGCUGAUUAACUCGUUUUCUAAUAAUCCUCACUUAAAAUUAACCCUAGUUAAUAUUCUGCAGUGGUUCUUCUCAAAAUCUGAAGGGACCAUUCCCAGGUGGGAAUGUUUACCUGUUUCUAUGUUUAGGGUAUGUACACGUGCAAAUAUUUGAUGAGUAGACUAGAUUUUGUGAGAAAUGGGGAUCCCACUAUAGGUAGGUUUUGUGUAUUAGCCUGAUACACUUCUUGUAUGAUAUUGUAUAUUUACACUUUUAUUUAUAUAAAUAAAACUUCUUCUAAUGAAAACUGUUUAAAAUGCCUUGUAUAUUAUAAACAGUGAGUGCAAUAACAUGAAAUAGAUUGUACAUUUUCCAAUUUGCUGUCUCUGUUAUGUAAAUCUGUAUCGCCAUAAACUGUUUUGUUUGGGUUUUUUAGUGAUUUUGAAAAUAAAUGGUAUCCUUAGUA